Messenger RNA from Nicrophorus vespilloides, 2822 nucleotides. RefSeq names its product synaptogenesis protein syg-2. Lineage: Eukaryota; Metazoa; Arthropoda; Insecta; Coleoptera; Silphidae. The record is from RefSeq and is a predicted model, not a curated record. Gene Ontology annotation, molecular function: protein binding.
GACAAUUCAUCAAUCACUACGACAGUCAAGUUGUGGAAUAUCACACAAACCAUGGGAUUGUUGCUCACGUCCAGGCCAUCGUUAAAGGAACGGCCCUUCUGCCUUGCGACCUCACACCACCCACACCAAAUGACAGCAUUGUGCUCAUAGUCUGGUACAAAGGAAAGCACACACCCAUUUACAGCUAUGAUACCAGGACGAGCAACAACAAUGCGCACCGCUGGCAGGAUGUCAGCCUGGAAAAUCGUGCAUUUUUCAGGACGAUGACGGAACCAUCAACACUCAGCAUUGAAAACAUCGCAGAGAAUGAGGAGGGUGAAUACAGAUGUCGGAUCGAUUUCAUGAAGUCACCUACUAAAAAUCUCAAGGUUAUCCUCGCAGUUAUAGUACCUCCUCAGAAGCCAAAAAUAAUCGAUGAAAAGGGCAAGGAAAUUGAAACUGUGGCCGGACCUUACGAGGAAGGAGGUGAUAUGAAGCUAACAUGCAUUGUUACAGGUGGAAAACCGGAGCCAACAAUCAAAUGGUGGCGUGGCGAAAAAUUGAUCGAUUCUACCGAAACGCACAGCGGAUUCCAGAACGUUAGGUCCAAUCAGUUGGUCAUCAAAGGGCUUCAGAGGUCGGACCAGCACGCGGCAUUCACAUGUCAAGCGUCCAACAAUAACAUCAGUCAGCCCGUCUCCGCUACCGUUUCCAUUGAAAUUUACUUUCGGCCGUUGAAGGUGGAGAUUCUGAGCAGUAAUCAGCCCUUCUCAGCUGACAGGAUGUACGAGAUUCCCUGUCAGACUUUUGGAUCAAGACCGACCGCUAAAAUAUCUUGGUGGAUGGAUGGGGUUGAGCUUAAAUCCGACAAGUUCAACUAUACUCAAACGGAUUCGGCCGACGGAAAUACGAGCACCUCAACGUUAAUGUUUAUACCGACUCGUCUAGACAACGACCGGAUGCUCACUUGCCGUGCAGUAAACCCACUUGUUCAAGGUGGCUUAGAAGAGAAUUCCAUCAAGCUUAACGUAUUCUAUAUUCCAAUAUUACAUUUAUCGUUGGGCUCGAAUUUAAAUCCGGAUGACAUCGAAGAAGGGGACGACGUGUAUUUUGAAUGCAAAGUGAACGCCAAUCCGUGGGCCUACAAAGUGCUCUGGAAGCAUAAUGGCCAAGUGAUGCAGCAGAACCAGAAAGCCGGUAUAAUUAUGAGCAACAGUGAUCUGGCCCUGCAGGGUGUUUCCCGUAAUCAAGCAGGUAAUUACACCUGCGUCGCUUCGAACGUCGAAGGGGACGGUGACAGCAACGUGGUCGAAUUAAAAAUCAUGUAUAAACCGAUAUGUAGAUCGGAUCAUAAGAGAGUUUACGGGGUUGCAAGGCAUGAGAAUGCCAAGAUUCUUUGUGAAGUGGAAUCCUAUCCGCUUCCAGACAGUUUCAAGUGGUCUUUCAAUAAUACCGCUGAAACCAUCGAAGUACCGCAAACCCGUUACAAUUCAGACGUUCACCAUUCAUCAUCGACCCUAUCCUACACGCCGGUAUCAGAGCUGGAUUAUGGUACUGUAAUGUGCUGGGCUAGUAAUUUAGCUGGCCGUCAAUUGGAGCCGUGCGUCUUUCAUAUAAUCGCUGCGGGCAAACCGGAUCCACCUUACAACUGCAGCAUCCUCAACCAGACUUCCGACUCUUUGGAAGUUGAAUGCGUGGAAGGCUUUGAUGGCGGCCUCACCCAAUACUUCCAGCUAGAAGUGUAUGACGAGCAGAAUGAUAUAUUGCAGAUUAAUGUCUCCGCAAAGUUCCCUCUAUUCACAGUUAGUGGCUUAGAACCUGGGAAAAUGCUUAAAAUGAUGGUUUACGCAGCCAACGCAAAGGGCCACAGUGAAGGGAUCACGCUAGAGGGAUUUACAUUGAAAGUAGCUGAAAAACAAACAGUAUUAUCUCUUGGGACCCGAGACCAAAUGGAAAUUGCACCAAUUUUGGGUAUCUUAAUUGGCAUCGUCAGUGCUCUUCUCUGCGUCACUGUUAUUAUAUUGGCCGCCUUGAAGCUGAGGGCGACUCGACGAGAUGGAUCACAUGCUAUCCGCCCUGGAUUCCUCCCUGUUAAGGAAAAGGCCACUUUGCCCUUGCGCACAGAGACCGAAGAUUUAUACGAAAUGGAUGACAAAAAUCCGGACGUAGUCCCCGCAAAUAAAGUGUCUUUCCUUUUUGCAGAUUCCGAUUAUCAACUUGGCUCCGAAGUACAAACCCCGGGCCCUAAUAAUAGCGUUGCCGUGAACAACGAAUUCGAAGGACAAAGGAUCAUUACUCCACUUAGCGAAGCUUAUGUUACCCGAGAUCGCCAGUACCAACCACAGCAUGUCACUAACGAAGUUACUUACGCAGAAUUGUCAUUGGCUCGACCGAACACCCUGGACACAACAAAAAAUGUAGGCAAUCAGUUCCCGACUCAGAAGCUUCGAGAUGAGUCAAUUAUUUACGCACAGAUUGAUCACACCAAGAACCAUCAGCCAGUCUCGACACUUUCCGCUAAGCCAUCGCCCAUAUUAUCUCCGGUUUCUUCUCUGUUUCCCGUCAAACCGUCAAUGUACCACCGAGAAGUAGUUACCAUUCGAACGCCGCUCAUGGGAUGUCAGCAGGAAAGCUGCGUUUAAACGAAUACAACUUUUACAGUAUGUUGUAAAUAAAGUGUGAAUAAGUAUUUUAAGAUUGACGCGCGUCGAAUGGAAUCUGAAAGAGAUAAACUACAUCUAAAUGUUUAACUUUCUAUAGCCGUAAUUAAAAUCCUGUAACAUAUCCAGUACGCAUUUCCUGACAGCACAAAUCAUAUCCUUUUACAUAAUAUUUAUAAUAUA